This is a messenger RNA of Tetrahymena thermophila SB210, 402 nucleotides long. RefSeq lists its product as hypothetical. Lineage: Eukaryota; Ciliophora; Oligohymenophorea; Hymenostomatida; Tetrahymenidae. The transcript has a single exon. The record is from RefSeq and is a predicted model, not a curated record.
AUGGGUUGCCAUAAUGCUAAACCUUCUAGUUCCUCAAGAGAUUUAACUAAAAAAACAAGUAGGCUUUCUAUUGUCACUAUGGAGGUUAAGAGAGCUAGUAAAAAUGCUUACAAAUAAUCUUAAAAAGCAGAUGGUUUUAACUCUGUUGUUGACUACACAAUGACAUUAAAAUAACUACAAUUUAUGAGAGAAGGCUUGUAAAAUAUGCCUGUUAUGCCUCCUCAAAAAGAGGGCUAAGAUCCUCUUACACAAAUCCAAGAUAAAAAAAUCAUCUAACGCCACCAAAAAGGACUACUUAGCAGCUUCAAAAGCUCAAAGUUAUUCCAAAGAAGAAAAACCCAACUCACUUCAACUACCCAAACAAACUCUUUAAAUGGAUCUUUUACUUCGAAACAAUAAUGA